Molecule: messenger RNA, 618 nt
Organism: Lactuca virosa
Lineage: Eukaryota; Viridiplantae; Streptophyta; Magnoliopsida; Asterales; Asteraceae
Source: the annotation of a GenBank genome assembly
AUGACGAUCUCCGGCAACGCCGUCGAUCCACCCAAACAAACCCUAAUCUUUUCUUACGGCACUCUUAAACGAGGAUUCGCUAACCACACCUUGAUGCAGGAUUUAAUCUCUAGUAACGACGCCGUUUUCAUCGGCAAUUACAUCACCGACCUCCACCUACCUCUCGUCCGUGGUCCCCAUGGCGUACCGUUCCUCCUCAACCUCCCUGGGACGGGUCGCCACCGUGUCCGUGGCGAGCUUUACUCUGUUUCGGAUGCUGGACUUCAACGCCUCGAUGUGCUUGAAGGCAUUACCCUUGGACAUUACGAGAGGCUUCCGAUUACUGUUUCUCCGGAAAUUCGUGAUGCUGGUAGCGGUGGCCGUCGAGUGGCGGUACGUGCUGAGGCGUAUUAUGCGCACCGGAGUUUUGCGGAGGAUAUGUGGCGGAGGAGCGGACAGGAGGGAUUUGAGUCGUUUAGUCAGGAAGUGGCUAAGGGUUACAUGAAAAUCCUGAAGAAGAGAGUGCUUAUUCCUGCUAUAUCUGUACUCCCUUUUCAACAAUUUCUUGAAGCAACUGAAGUUGCUAUGUGGUCUGAAUAAAUCUUCAUCCAGAUUGCAGUGUAAGAUAUUACAGAUUCA